AUUUUCAGUGCGCGAGCUGAGAGAGAGAGAGAGAGAAAACAAAACAACCCACCGAGAAACUUUGUUUUGCACGUCGGAAGUGAGAGGAUGUUUGGAGAUAUUGUCCGAAACGCAGGGAAACUUUCAUCGUUUCCAUUUUUCCUGGUGAUCAGUUUAAAGUGUUUCUGAGGUUUGUUUUUAUUUUUAUUUUUAUUUCACGCGCCCUGGAGAGAGAGAGAAAUAAAUAAAUACAUAAAUAAAUUAAUAAAUAAAAAAGAUGGACGGUUUGUUUUAUAAUGAAGCUUUGGAUGGUGGUUUAAACCAUCAUCUUCAUCAUCUUCAUCAUCAUCAUGGGAGCGGAUACGAAGCCGUGACGCGCAACAUGAGCCUGAAUCUGUCGGACGCGCCGCACGACGCGCUCACACUCACGUCCCCGGACCUCCAGCUACUGAAGCUCACGUCCCCGGAGCUCGAGCGACUCCUCAUUCAGACGUGUAAUGGUUCAGCUCCUUCGACCCCGACUUCCGGUCAGGCGCGCACUUUCUCCGCUCCAAAACAAACCACGGACGAGCGCGAUGCCUUCGCCUUAGAGGAGUUUCAGUGUCACCAAAGGAUGUGUACUAACCCCAGUGAUGUCCCAGCUGUGGCUACGGGACCGUCUCACGCGUGUUCCGGUUUCGCGGAGCACGUAAAUCACACGUGGGACACGUACACCGACGCGCCGCUCUGCGCGCCUCCGCGUUACAGCUGCGCGCCGGGGCACAAAGACGAGCCGCAGAAAGUCCCGGAGACGCCGCCGCUGUCUCCCAUCGACAUGGAGGACCAGGAGAGGAUUAAAGCCGAGAGGAAACGCAUGAGAAACCGCGUGGCCGCCUCCAAGUGCCGGAAGCGGAAGCUGGAGCGUCUCGCGCGGCUGGAGGAGAGAGUGAGCCGGUUAACGGGGGAGAACGGAGACCUGCGCGGCGCCGCGGAUUCGCUCAGAGACCAAGUGACGCAGCUCAGACACCAGUUACUGGAUCACAUCAAGAGCGGCUGCAAACUCCUCAGUCAGCAGCUGCAGACUGUUAAAGAGUUUUAAAGACGCGGUUCGUCUUUUUCUUUUUAAACGAGUUCAGAAAUACCUUAGACUUACACACACAGACACAGACACACACACAUACACAGACACACUCUCAGUGCUACUUUAUCCGUUUCCUUUCAGCAUUCUGUUUACAUUGUUUUCUUCCCUAAACUGCACCUUACUCUGCACAUGUACUGUAGUUACUCAGCAGUGACUUGGACUGAACUUUACAGAAUCUCCAACAGGUGUCUAAAAUGACAUAUCGCUCCUUUAAUCAGAUUUGCACUGUGAUUUUUAAAACUUGUCUUCCAUCCUGAAAGGAAGUCAUUUUGCAGGGUUCAGGGUCAGAGUUCAGGGUUCCUCUGGUUUCCUCAUGACAAUAUGCAGGUGACACUAAAUUGCCCCAUGGUGUAUAUAUGUGUAUGUGUGUGUGUGCGCAUGCCUUAUGUCCAAUCCAGGGUGUAUUCCCACCUCAGGUCUAGUUUUUCCCUGGAUAUACCCCAGAUUCACUAAAACCCUGACCUAAGCACUUAAUGAAUAUACAUGAACUUUUUUUUUUUUUUUUUUUUACUUGGUCUCAUCUUUCUUUCCCCUUCACUUGUCUUUUUACUAAUAUACAGUUUUGCACUGUUUUUAGGUUUUCUACAAACUUUGUCCUAAUAAUAAAUAAAUAAAUAAGUAUUGUAAACAUAUUUUAUACUAUCAUUCAACCUGUACGUAGGGUUUGUUUUUGGCCACCUCACAUCCUGUAGGAUGAAUAAACAAUGACGUGAUGCUCCGUGUACGAAAGCAACUGUUACACACUUUCAGUGCAGCGUAAUAAAAAGAGCUUCUUCAAA
Messenger RNA from Tachysurus vachellii, 1878 nucleotides. RefSeq names its product transcription factor Jun-like. Gene Ontology annotation, molecular function: RNA polymerase II cis-regulatory region sequence-specific DNA binding; DNA-binding transcription factor activity, RNA polymerase II-specific; transcription factor binding. Gene Ontology annotation, cellular component: transcription regulator complex. Lineage: Eukaryota; Metazoa; Chordata; Actinopteri; Siluriformes; Bagridae. Gene Ontology annotation, biological process: regulation of cell population proliferation; regulation of cell cycle; regulation of transcription by RNA polymerase II. Bases 257 to 1057 code for a protein of 266 amino acids. The record is from RefSeq and is a predicted model, not a curated record. The transcript has a single exon.